GUUUGGUUGCAUAAUUGGAGUAAGACUUUCACGUAACAAAUUAAAAAACAAAUAGAUUUUUUACAAUGGCAGUAAUACAUAUAGGGAUACUUGUUUUAUAUUCAUUGUGCGUUUGUUUAAAAUUUGACGGUGUUCAAGGAAAAUUCCUCGGCGGUACUGUCUCUUGGAUGUUCUUCCAAAACAUGGUAAAAUAUACAUAUCGUCUGGCAUGGGAGAAAGGGACAGGCCCUUGCGGUCCCGGAUGUAACAUCUCGGACGUAGGAAAAGAAGUGUCACACCUUAGUCCGGAGAUUGCAUCACUGAAAUGGGUCGAUGGAAAUGGGACCACCCUCCAUAACGUCAGUUACGUUCUGACGUCAGUCAGUCAAUCCAACUUGAAUGGAUGGGAACAAGAAGAGGCAAUAUUCAAACUCUUCGACCCUCCCUCUUCUAUUCAUGUUAGAAUCGCGCAGAACUGCAUAAGCGUUCUAGAGAUCCCUGUCGAGGACCCUGAUGGAGACAAGGUGAGGUGUCGGUUUUCGGUGCCUAGUGAGUGCGGAGGAGGAUGUACCAAUCUGCCAAGCAAUUCGGUGUUGCUAGACUCAGUGGGUAGCGGUGCUGUGUCAUCGAAUACUUUGCAGUGUAGCGAUGAUCCCUGCCUCAACAACGGGACAUGCGCUGCCACCGCGAGCUCUUUCUCAUGCAAAUGUGUGAAUGUGUCCACACUGAGGACACUGUACCCCUUCACCAGUGAAGUACUCAGACGAACCGCACUAGGCGUGGUAUGA
This is a messenger RNA of Dreissena polymorpha, 767 nucleotides long. RefSeq lists its product as uncharacterized. The coding region runs from base 66 to 767 and encodes 233 amino acids. The record is from RefSeq and is a predicted model, not a curated record. The transcript has 5 exons. NCBI's taxonomy places the organism in Eukaryota, Metazoa, Mollusca, Bivalvia, Myida, Dreissenidae.